This is a messenger RNA of Sorex araneus (European shrew), 2544 nucleotides long. RefSeq names its product tubulin delta 1 (gene TUBD1). The record is from RefSeq and is a predicted model, not a curated record. Gene Ontology annotation, molecular function: structural constituent of cytoskeleton; GTP binding. The coding region runs from base 632 to 1993 and encodes 453 amino acids. Gene Ontology annotation, cellular component: microtubule; cytoplasm. Gene Ontology annotation, biological process: microtubule cytoskeleton organization; mitotic cell cycle. The transcript is spliced from 9 exons. NCBI's taxonomy places the organism in Eukaryota, Metazoa, Chordata, Mammalia, Eulipotyphla, Soricidae.
GGACAUGCGUAGAGCUCUCGCCGGGAGCCAGGUCCGGGCGGGAACAUGCGCACACGGACAGUCGAAGCCGCGCUGAGCAGCCGGAGCAUGCGCCUUGUCCUCGAAAGCGUCUGAUGGACUGUGAGCAUGCGUGCCGUGUCUGAAGUUGAUAAAUUGAAAUUGAACAUGCGUAAUUAACCUCCUGAAAACACACGCACACACACGCACAUACACACACACAAACUUCGUUUGUGGAACAUGCGCAUUCGUUCUUGCUAGGGUGGGAUUUUUCUUUUUUUUGGAGGGCGGGGUAGCGCUUGUAGGGUUUAAAGUGAGCAUGCGCAUAAGGCUUGCUGAAGUUUGAACUGUUCGGAAACGGCUGUUUCUGAGGCUGCUGUGAGUGAAGUUAAAGCGGGAACUCCUGCUGGUGAUGGGGGAGAGGGAGCGCUUUGGUGUUGCGAUUUCCAAGUUCACUGGUCUUCCGAAAGUCGAAACUAUUAAGAACUUGUUUCCUUAUCUGUAAAAUGAGAGUAAUUAUAUCUGUUUUGCAGGGUUGUUUGGAACAUGAGCCUUCUAAGCUCUUUGCAGUGCUGCACAGAUCUAGUGUGAGGUUGGCUGCCUCACUUUAUUUCUUUAUUUAUGUUGUCCCAGCAUGUCAAUUGUAACAGUACAACUUGGUCAGUGUGGAAAUCAGAUUGGUUUUGAAGUGUUUGAUGCUUUAUUUAGAGACUCAUAUUAUCUUGAGGGACUCUGCUCUAAAAAAGAGAAUGAGGCAUAUCAAGCAUCUUGCAAGGAAAGAUUUUUUAGUGAAGAGAAAAAUGGAGUUCCAGUUGCUCGGGCCGUACUUAUUGACAUGGAACCAAAAGUUAUCAAUCAAGUGUUGUCAAAGGCUGCCCAUUCUGGCCGGUGGAAAUAUGGUCAGCAAGCAUGCCUCUGUCAAAAGCAAGGUUCUGGAAACAACUGGGCGUAUGGAUACUCUGUUCAUGGACCCAGGCAUGAAGAAUCUAUAAUGAACCUAAUCCAGAAAGAAGUGGAGAAAUGUGACUCUUUGAGUGGCUUUUUUAUUAUAAUGAGUAUGGCUGGGGGCACAGGAUCAGGGCUCGGAGCCUUCAUUACACAGAAUUUACAAGAUCAAUACUCAAACUCUUUGAAAAUGAAUCAGAUUAUAUGGCCUUAUGGAACUGGUGAGGUUAUUGUUCAGAACUACAACUCCAUUUUGACUCUUUCUCACUUGUACCGAUCUUCAGAAGCCCUUCUCGUCCAUGAGAAUGAUGCUCUUCAUAAGAUCUGUGCAAAACUGAUGAAAAUCAAGCAGAUCUCAUUCAGUGAUAUAAAUCAAGUCCUUGCACAUCAGCUAGGAAGUGUGUUCCAACCUACUUAUUCUGCAGAGGGCAUGUGUAACUACCGGAGAAAUCCAUUAGGAGAUUUAAUGGAGAGUUUAGUUCCCCAUCCUGAAUUUAAGAUGCUCGGUGUUCGUAACAUUCCACAAAUGUCUGAGAACUUGCUGGCAUAUAGCACGUUUACUUGGGCUGGCCUCCUGAAGCAUUUGAGACAGAUGCUCAUUUCUAAUGCGAAAAUGGAAGAAGGUAUUGAUUGGCAGGUCCGGCCUCCCUUCUCAGGACGUCCCCCUCUGGGCAAGAAGGCCCUGGGCUCCGAGCCGCACUUCAACACUUCCCUGGCUAACCUGCUCAUCCUGCGUGGGAAGGAGGUGCAAAGUGCAGAGCUGGAGGGCUUUAAAGAUCCAGCUCUGUACACUUCCUGGUUAAAGCCUGACAACGCUUUCACUGUAUGGAAAACCCAGCGAGCCUUUAGCAAGUAUGAAAAGUCUGCAGCCUUGGUCAGCAACAGUCAGUUCUUAGUAAAGCCACUUGAUAUGAUUGUGGGCAAAGCAUGGAAUAUGUUUGCUUCAAAGGCCUACGUUCAUCAGUACACAAAAUUUGGAAUUGAAGAAGAAGACUUUCUGGACAGUUUCACAUUGUUAGAACAAGUUGUUUCCAGUUACUGCAAUCUUUGAACUUAAACAAAGGGUGAAAAGUCCCUCAAGUUCUUUUCUGUUUGUUUUUGUUUGGGGACUACUCUGAGUUCAGUGGUUGGGAGUGCUCCAGGGGCUGUGUGGAAAUAAGGGUUAAACUUGAGGCUCCUACAUGCAAAACACAUGAUCCAGGAGCUGGAGAGAUAGUACAAUGGGUAGUAGUCUUACAUGCAGCCGACCUGAGUUCAAUCCCCAGCACCCCGUAAAACCUGAGAAUCUACAGUGUGGCCCCAAAGCAUAAAACAAAUAUGUCUUGCAGCCCUUUGGGCCAUCUCAGCCCUAAAUUUAUUUUUGUUUGUUUUUGGAUCACACCUGGUGGUACUCAGACUGCUCCCAGCUUUGUACUUGGUGGGGGUCAUUCCCAGGGGUGCUCAGGGAAGCAUGUGGUGCUAGGGAUGGAACCCAGGACUCUUAUGUGCAAAGCAUGUGCUCAGCCCAUUGAUCUACUUUUAUGAACCACCCAUAAUUUUAUAAAUAAAAUAUUUUGAAUACUUUUUUUCUGUAAGGUUUUCAAAGUUCUGUUAAUUAAGUAA